GGGCGGCGCAUAAUUUAGCAAAAGGGAGUACAAAGCUUUGUGCAGCCUCAGCAAUGGCUUCAGCCAAUGCCCCGACAAUGAAGGCUGGCAGAGAGAAAAAGAACUGGCUCAUAAAUUUGCUCUACGUGCGGCAGGAAUUCAAAGAAUGUAUGGAGGUGAUUGAGGAGCAACUUCGCGAUUCAAAUGGAAUGUGCGAGUAUGCCAUAUAUGUCAAGGCGCUCAUUAAGAGGCAAGAGGGGCAGGUGCAAGAAUCCCUGCAGCUUUUCCAAGCAGCUACUUGCAUAAGCCCUUUGAACGUCUACAAUCUCAAACAGAUGGGAAGAAGCCUUUAUUUGCUGGGAAAGCAUCGUGGAGCCAUAGAGGUGUAUGAUGAAGCUCAAAAGAUUUCUCCAGAUGACUGGGAGAUUUGGCACAACAAAGGUCUGUGUUACAUGUACCUUCGGCAAUAUGACAACUCUGUCGAGUGCUUCACCAAGGCGAACCAGAUUCAGAGACAUGAUGUCACCUUCAUGCAGCUUGGAAAGGCGCAUGCCUUGCAGGAGGACCACAAAUCUGCCAUCGAUGUGUACACUGAAGCACUUGAGUUUUCCCCGGAGCAUGCCGAGUUGCUGACAACCUUGGGCAUCCUGUAUUUACGGAUGGGUGAGAACUUCAAGGCCUUUGAUUAUUUGGGGAAUGCCUCGACGCAUGAUCCCAAGAAUGCUAAAACGAUUCUAGCAGCUGGAUCGAUCAUCCAGGACCACUCUGACAUGGAUGUAGCGCUCAUCAAAUACCGAGUCGCUGCUGUUCACACUCCAAACUCAGCGCAGCUUUGGAACAAGCCCGAUACUCAACUUUGA
Molecule: messenger RNA, 839 nt
Organism: Durusdinium trenchii
Lineage: Eukaryota; Dinophyceae; Suessiales; Symbiodiniaceae
Source: the annotation of a GenBank genome assembly